This is a messenger RNA of Taeniopygia guttata (zebra finch), 10611 nucleotides long. It is a transcript of the gene SPPL2B, whose product is annotated as signal peptide peptidase like 2B. The record is from RefSeq and is a predicted model, not a curated record. Gene Ontology annotation, cellular component: lumenal side of endoplasmic reticulum membrane; cytoplasmic side of endoplasmic reticulum membrane; Golgi-associated vesicle membrane. Gene Ontology annotation, biological process: membrane protein proteolysis. Lineage: Eukaryota; Metazoa; Chordata; Aves; Passeriformes; Estrildidae. Gene Ontology annotation, molecular function: aspartic endopeptidase activity, intramembrane cleaving.
GGCGGGACGUCCGGGGCGGGCUCUGGGUGCCCGGUGCGGAAGGGUCCGGCCCGGCCCAGGUCGGAACAAAGCGGCGGCGGCGAGGCAGGCCCGGCAUGGCGGCGCAGCCGGCCCGGCUCCGUCUCUGGCUGCUCCUGCAUCUGCUGCCGCAGGUAUACUGUGAGUAUGGGAUGGUACAUGUCCUUUCAGAGAAGGGGAGCAGCAAAGGAAAAGACUACUGUAUUCUCUUCAACUCUCAGUGGGCCCAUUUGCCACAUGAUCUGGGUAAAGCUUCACUCCUGCAACUGCAGGAUCAGACAGCAUCUGUUUUGUGUUCUCCUUCUGAUGUACCUCAUGGGGGAUUUAAUAAUCAAAUCCCCAUGGUGAUGCGAGGAAAUUGCACCUUCUAUGAGAAAGUGAGGCUUGCUCAGAUAAAUGGGGCCCGUGGGCUGCUGAUUGUUAGUAGAGAGAGACUGGUUCCUCCUGGAGGUAAUAGGAGUCAGUAUGAAGAGAUUGAUAUUCCUGUGGCUCUGCUUAGCUAUACUGAUAUGUUAGAUAUCGGCAAGAGUUUUGGCAGCUCAGUGAAAGGAGCAAUGUACGCACCAAAUGAACCUGUGCUGGACUACAACAUGGUGAUUAUCUUUGUCAUGGCUGUGGGAACUGUUGCAAUUGGAGGCUACUGGGCAGGAAGCAGAGAUGUGAAAAAGAGGUACAUGAAGCACAAGCGUGAUGAUGGGGCAGAGAAACAUGAUGAUGAAACAGUGGAUGUGACUCCCAUAAUGAUCUGUGUGUUUGUAGUGAUGUGCUGCUCAAUGCUCGUCCUCCUUUAUUUCUUCUAUGACCACUUAGUCUAUGUUAUAAUAGGAAUAUUCUGCCUGGCUGCCUCCAUUGGUCUUUACAGCUGUCUGUCUCCCUUUGUAAGAAGAUUCCCCUUGGGAAAGUGUAGAAUUCCAGACAACAACUUGCCAUAUUUUCACAAGCGUCCCCAGAUCCGGAUGUUGCUCUUGGCAGUAUUUUGUAUCUCCGUCAGUGUAGUCUGGGGAAUCUUCAGAAAUGAAGAUCAGUGGGCCUGGGUUCUGCAAGAUGCUUUAGGAAUUGCUUUCUGUCUUUACAUGUUGAAAACAAUUCGCCUGCCUACAUUUAAGGGUUGUACCUUACUCCUCCUGGUUCUUUUUGUGUAUGAUAUAUUCUUUGUAUUUAUCACACCUUUUCUAACAAAGACUGGGGAGAGUAUAAUGGUGGAGGUGGCUGCAGGCCCAUCUGAUUCUGCCACUCAUGAAAAGCUCCCAAUGGUCCUGAAGGUUCCACGACUGAAUUCCUCACCAUUGGCUCUAUGUGACAGACCUUUUUCUCUUCUAGGAUUUGGAGACAUUUUAGUUCCAGGCUUACUGGUAGCCUAUUGCCAUAGAUUUGAUAUUCAGGUGCAGUCAUCCAGAGUCUAUUUUGUAGCCUGCACAAUAGCAUAUGGCAUAGGCCUUCUUGUGACCUUUGUUGCCUUGGCACUGAUGCAGAUGGGCCAGCCUGCUCUCCUCUACCUGGUGCCCUGUACUCUCCUCACCAGCUUCGUGGUGGCCCUCUGGAGAAGGGAGCUUGCCAUGUUCUGGACGGGCAGCGGCUUUGCGAAAGACCUACCUCAGCCUCCUGUGGUGAUAGCUCCUGUCAACUGCCCUCAGCUUCCCAAAGACAGCAGUGUGCCAGACUCUCAACAAGACGCAGAGCAAAUGACCAACCCCACCCUCCACCUGGAGGAGCUGCAUGCCUCUGCCUCAGCUGAAGAGGAGUUGGCCGAUACCAGCACAAAGACAGACCAGUCAGAAAUCUCUAUGGCCCACAGUGAGGAACCAACUGCUCAGAAUAAGGAUGACCUUGAAAGCAAAUGCCUAAAUGCAGAACAAAACCAGCUGGAAUAAGUGAUGUGAUAAGAAUUCCCUCCUUUCCCUCACAAACAUACGUAAAACCAGUAUGUGUGUAGGACUGGUUUAGUAAGGUUUGCAUUCAUUGAGGAACCUCACUAGGAGUCUGAUCAUCAAAUCCAACAAGGAAUGUUCUGUCUCCAGCUUCGGUACAGCUAUAUACUUAAAACAUCUUUCUGAAACAUGGUGCUCUCCAGGAGUUCUGAUGUGUGGGUUUCAAUGAUCACUGUUAGUGAAUGCCUUUGACCAUUUGUUCCAUUUGCAUUAUAGCAGGGUAGCAUCAAGAGUCUUUAUUUACUCAGUACUCUGUGCUUGUGUGGCUGUUUCACUGCUUUACCAUGAUGUAGGUUAACGUGGAGGAAAAACAUUGAACAAGUCUGCUACAAUGCUUACUUGAGAGAAACAUGGUCUCUUUGGGUUUUUUUGGCACUUUCCCUAUUGUCACAAUUUACUUUACUUCUCUUGACUUGUCAAAGCCAUUGAUAUAAGGGAAUGCAUUAUUAUAAACUGACAUUCAGGAAAUGCAGAGAAUGGUUAAAUUACCAUUAGUCCAAAAGGCUUUAUGCUACCAUGGUGCAUUAAAUGCAUCUCUUAACGUUUUUGUCUUUGUUUUUAUUUCUAGGUAUCUGAGCUACUAGUCUAGUUUAAAAGGCAGGGUGAGUAGAGCUCCAGGAAGCUUUCUAGGCAUUCAUGUGAACUCUUAAGUGCUCUGAUAAUAAACAGGGUUGGUCACAGAAUAAUGCCUGGAAGCAAAUGCAUAUUAGGAAUGUUUAAAAAUAAAAUAUAAACCAAAUAGGUGAAAAAAAUUAGGUAGUAGCACUAUACUAAACUUAACAGGCAAUAUUUUCAUUGGAAAAAUGUUAAAGCGCAAAUGUUCUUAUGUUUGGGGCUUUGAGCUUCUAUUCGUUCUUCAUUCAAGGAAUAUAAUUGUGAUUUCUAAUUCUGAAGAAAAUAGUUUGAUUUUUCAUUCCCAACGGAGCACAUAUGGUCCUAGAGACAGUUGUGAUUUAAAAGUUACUUGCUGCUCAGUAACUUACCAACUGCCUAAGUCAUGUUUGGUCUUUGUCCCAAGAGUAGCCAAAGCAUAGUCUGUCAGGUUCUGGAAUGAACCUGGGAGCUCACUUACUGUUUUGUGUUUCUUGCUACAUUGUGAAGGAAUUUGUAAAUUUAAAAAUUUUGGGGUGCAGCUGGUCUUACUUCAUAUUCCUGAAAUUGUUUUCCUGUAUAACAUGAUUGAGUUUUUUAUGCAUCAGCUUUUGUAUGUAGAAAGACGAUGGGAUUUGGCUAUUACGUAUUCCAUCUAAGUACAUUUGACUUUAUCAGAGGAGUCUGUUCUGUGUUUACAUUGCAAUUCCAGAAAGCCUCAAACACUUUACACAAAAACUGAAAUAGAAAAUUGAGGUAUUAUAAGAUCCUUGGGUAUGAUUCCAGAUUUCAUGGAAGAAAUACUCUUGAGUAUUUGAGAGCCCAAAAUGUCAUUUACAAAAGUAUUGUCACAGUGAUGCAGUCAGAGGCACUGCUGUUAAAUUGUGAGUCUCCAGUUGGCAUGUUGAAUUGGAGUUGAAAAGCUCUCUUUUCAAGAAUGUCACUUAAAUAUCAGCCAUUGUCUUUUUGGCUAUAUCUUCCAAAAUUUUGCCCUGUGCUUUUUGGAUGAAAGCUUUUGUGGGCACUGGUAGCAUUCUUUCUCUAGGAUGUGAACUGCUUUCUCUAAAACCACACUCUGGCUUCAGAGUUUUACCAGCUCCCACUUAAAGCCUUGAACCUUAUCUGAUAGGAUGAUUUAUGAAGUUUUUUGGAAGGCUCCCUGGGUCCAAUGGCCAACACUACAUUUAAUUUACAACUACAACACUACAUUUAAUUUACAAAUUGCCCUAAUGGAAGAUAGUACUAAAGCAAUCUGGUUUUCAGUCUUUUCUUUGAUGGACCGUUACUUUGGCCAGCCAUAACCUGAACAGUUAUUACUAAUAAAAAGCAACGAAAACAUUUUACUGAAAACUUCAAUUAGCUGGAUUAUGCCUUAAGUAAUUGUGUAAGUAUGGCUAUUAAAAUUAAAAAAGCAAUCUUGUGUUUAAAUAAUGAACUUGACAAAUAGCAAGGUAAGUUGGAGACUGACUCAAAGUUCUAUUGGUUUUUGCCUUGAUCAUCUCUUAGUCAGAAUGUUGUUUGGAGUAGCUUUUUACAUAUUUAAAAGCCAGUAGCUUUCUGAUGAUGAGGUAUUAGGUAUUGUCAUCUACUUGAAAUUGUACUUUUGCACUUGUUCUCUUGUGUGGUUAGGAAACAGUUUAUUUCAGAUUGUUCAUAGCUCAGUUUAAACAGAAGAAUUGGUCACACUGAAUUAGGCAUUUCACAGUUGCAUUCUGGACAUUCUGCUUCACCUCAGAUUUUGGGGAAUUUCCAUCUAUUUUUAAGUGUAAUUUUUUCUCCCCUGAACAAGAAGGAAUGCAGGGAAAAAAAAUCCUGAUUGCUUCUCAGUGCAGUACCUCCAGUUGUGAAAUGACAUGUGAAAUUGAAACAAUUUACAGACUUUGACUAUCUCAGUACUGUACAAAUCAGGUGACUGUGGUGCUCCAGCUUGGCUGUGACUGUUCGGACCCUGAUCCUGGGCAGAUCAAUCCCUUCCAUCAAACACCAAGGCUGUAUUUUUUAAUCUUUAAAAAACUUCCCUGAUCAGCUUAAUUUAAAACUUAACGUUGUAUAGGAAAAUGCAUCUAUCAGUUCAAUGUGACUGACUCCGAUUUUGAUUAUUUCAGAUACACAUUCCCCACCAUUACUUUAAAUAUUAAAGCUUGAGUUCUAAUAUUUAAAGUAAUGAAAGUGACAUUAAUGUUAAAAAUAAUGUUGACAGGUUUCUUGUUUAUGUCUUUCACAUACUAAGCCCUACCUAUCUAGAAAUUCAGUAAGGGUUCUGUUCCCUGAGAACUGGUAUGUGUUCAGGGGAAGCAUUUAUUUUAGUCAAAAAAAACCCAAACAAACACAAAAACCGCAACAACAACCAACACAACUAAAACAAAAAUCCGUUUGAGAAAAUCUGACUCUUUGCAUCACAAUAGUGAGGGUCAGAUUCCUUCCCCAAGUGUUUGUUUUGGUCUGUUCCCUACUGAAGGAUUGCCCAAAUGCAGCUGAAGGUAGAAUGGAAUAUGAAGGACUUUACUGAGGAUGACAAGAGAAAAGUAUCCCAAACCCUCUUUAAGUUUCGUGGAUUUUAUUUUUCUUGUCAGAAAUGAAGAGCAUUUUAAAUGAAAUACAUAAAAAAGAAACACAAAAGAAUAGGUUUGAAAAUAUAUUCUGUGUUUACCAGUGGCACUAAUAAAAGUGCAUCCACAUGUGUAAGAAUUACACUUGCAAAAAUAUUAUAAUGUUUUCUCUAAACUUGGGCAGAUACCAGACAACAGAAAAUCUGCAGCAUAGCCUAUUUUCCAAAAGGUUUAUUAACAUGUUUCAUAGAAAACUUCAUUUAGAAAACUGUUUCCAUAUUUCUUGAACAUUUUCCAUGGUCUUUGGAUAAUUGGUCAAGCUUUUCCUUCAGAGUAUGAUGCUCUUUCCUUACAGUACCCCUCGCUAUGGCUGUUGUUAGGAAUGUCUUGACAGUAUUUUUCAGCCAUACGCAUUUCUGUGUUUCAGCUUUGGUUUUUGCAUUCCCACUGCAUUGUUCUAACUGGGAACAGAUCAUGACUACCAUGGUAGUGCCUCUUGACUUCUGUGUAUGCUGGAAACUGGUGCUGACUGUGGCUGCAGUCACUAAUGAAUUAAUCUGCCUCGGGGAGAUGCUGUGAAUUUACCUGCAGCUCUUUAAAAAAGCCAGUAUUGGAUGUUUGAGAACAGUGUUGCCUUGAAGUUAAAGCUCGCGUGCGCUGUUUUAGUGCGAGAUCCAGUGUUUUUGUUCUGGUCUUGAGCCCCAUGGCUGUGUGUGUGUCUCUGGUUUGUUGCACUACACAGGCUGUAUAGGAUGUAAGGCCCAUGAUACUCCUUUUUAACAGCAGCUUCAUUAACUGUCCGUGAACAAAUCAGAGUAUCAUUUGAUGUGUUAUUUGUAGUGCACUGAAGGCUGAAUAUGCUGGCCAAGCUGCAGUGUAUACAACUAAUGAUUAUCAAUGCUUGGCACAUAGCACAUUGACACAAUUCUGAAAUACAGACAUACCAGUAGAUCCAAACUCAUCCAAAGCCUACAGAGAUUAUACUUUUUUCCAAGAUGAGUGUGGUCUCUGAUAUUUUAAGAAGAGUGUAGGGCUGUGUCUUCAGGUGAAUGAGGACAGGAACCAUUUUCAGAGGUGCAUAAAACAUCAUCAACUAGGAAUAAUUAAUCUUUAGGUAUUUUAAACUUGCAUGUGGUUUCCUAGCCGGGGUGGGACAUGAAGAACAGAGCUGUACUAACAGCUUUUCAGUUUAGGUUUUUGCUAGUGGUGCUGGGUGGGGUGGAGAGAGGGAAGAUAAAAAAAAAUGAAGGUGACUCAGAAAGCAUGAGGAGAUGCUGAACAAGAAAGGCAGUGGAGUAUACUCUGAAGAGGAGAUCUAAGGGCAUGAUAAAUAUCCAAAAAUCUGAACUGCUGCUGCAAAUUGGAAAAACAAUUUGUCAUUUUCAAGUAGGGAUGACAUUAGAAUUAAUAGACUUAAUAAAGAAAUUUUGGCACUGGUGGUAGGAAAAAUCUAGGAGUGGCUGGCAGGUGAAGGGCUCAGUGGGACAGGGCAGUGCCCAGUGCAUGAGCUCCUUUGGUUCUGUGAGGAGAGAACUGAACCACACCAACCAGAGUAAUUUCAUGCCACUGGCAGUUGGGGCCAGGCAACUUGCCCUGGCCUACCUGUCCAGAUAUAGUCCGAGGGUCAGGAUUCCUGAGUUUAACGAUGUUACAGCAUGAACUUCAUCCCCGAGUACUCAGUUUCUAUAUCAUGAAUGCUGUCAGGGUGUUCUGUAACCACUGUGAUGGACAGUUCAGCUCUUGUGAGACAAAGACUGUUUUCUGCUACUUAAACGUGAUAAAUCUAGAAAGAAAUCACAUCAAUUUUAGUCUUUUUUGUCUAUGUUUAAUUUGUUGUAUUGCUUCUGGCAGCCUGAAGCAUUUUCAGAACAAGACAGCUUUGUGUUCUACCAGAAGCUUCCUUUGGCCAGUGGCAUAAAAGAACUUUCUUUCCACUGAUCCUUUCUAUCAUCUCUGUUUAUUAUUAACACAAAAUUAUGUGUUCUUCUGUGAGGGUUCCAUCUUUUUGAGUUUUGCAGUUAAAUAUUCAGAUUAUGUGGAGUAAAGAUGGCAUUUUACUAUCUGUAGAUUAGUGAUAGAUUAUGAAUAAUGUGUUUAAAUAGAAUUUUCUUGAAUUGGGAACUAGUGUACUGUACACAAUAAUCUAUAAUUUCAGGAACUAGCAGAGGACUUAACUUCAUAUUAUACAGGGGCUCAGGCUUGGUUCUGUUUCCCAGAAGCUGUUGGUGAGUCCAGCAGCCAGGGGUUACAGGUACACAGGCUGCUAUGAUUAUUUGGAGCUACCUUCCUUAGGUGAAGGUUGUGUUACGUUUUUCUCAUAAUAAUUUUCUGCAUGUCAGCAUGCAAGUUCAGCUCCAGAUGGCAAACUUCAUCCAGGUGCUUGUCUCUGAGAAAUUCUGAGAUUAUAUGCUAGCUAGAUUUUUUUUUGCUUAAGAACUGCUUCCUGCUGACAGACAUGCACUGUAUGUUGUGCACUGACUUUGAGUGUUUCAUGUAAAUAUUGGUCAGCUGAAAAUAUGCGGCGACAUGGUUUCAAAGUAAACCAGCUCAUCACCAGCUCAUGCCCCAUCCCUGGAAGUUCAAAGCUAAGCUGGAUGUAGUCCUGAGCAACCUAAAACUAGUGGAUGGCAUCCCUGCCCAUGGCAGGGGCUGGAAUGAGAUGAUCUUAAAGGUCCCUUCCAACCCAAACCAUUUUGUGAUUACAGUAUUCUGUCAUCACUCCUAAAAAAAUCGGUGGCUUGGGCUGGUAGGAACCCUGCAGUAGCAGACAGCCAACACCUCAUAGUCAAGUGCUGCUGAAAGAUCCCCAGCUCUGAGAAUGUGGCACUUGGCAUGAGCAGCAGCACCCUUUCAGUCAGUGCACUGAAGCCGGCAAGGUUUCCCAGAACCCGACCCUGGAAUGGGGUUGGCGCAAGAAUCCUGUCUGAUGUUUCCAGUACAGUAACUUCUUCCUUGAGCCAGAGGUUUGGAAUGGAUAGAAAUAGCUAUUUUCUUCUGAAGCAUAUGUCUGUAGUCAGGAAAUUGCCACAAACCUGCCACUGUGGAUCCAACCCUUGAACACUGGGAUGGUGGGAAGCUUGGUGCUGUUUGAGGAGAAGCACAGUCCUUCACAUCAUUCCCCAGCAAGGAACCAGAAGAGAAUUUUAUUGUUCUGCUCUGACUGAAGUUGUUCUGAUUGAUGUUGAACAAAAACUUCAAAAUAGUAGUUCAGGUUUAGUUUGACAAAAACACAACCCACAGUGGCAUAGUUUAAUUUGGUUUGGGUCAUAAUCUACUUUUUUCAUAAUCAGUAGUGGAGACUGCAAAAAAUGUUUAUCAAAGAUGUUACAGCAGAUCCUAAGUUGGCGACAAGCCUGUGUGGGAAACUGCUGUGCUGGCCAGUGCGUGCCAUGCUGUGCCUUUGCUGGGGUGAGCAUGUCACCAGUUUGUCUUCAACUCAUACUUUGCCACUUGUCUCCUCCGGCGACCUUUUGACUGUCAAACUCUCACAGAGAGUCCCACAGCCAGCACUGGUUGUGGGAGAGCAAGAAGGAAUCUGUGUGUCACAGAGCACCCUGGUGCUGUAUGAAAGGCAGAAAUGGAACUGACCACCCGCCCCACAUGCUGCCUUCCUCGCGGGCUGAACACACAAAACCUUGAGCCUAAAGGUGCCACUGGAGCUAUGAGCGCUGCUACUUUCAGCCUAGCAACACAGAAAAGCAAAACCUAAAAAAAUCUGAAUUUACAGCCCUGCCUGUAGAUGCUCUGUUCACUGCUGGCCAUGUUCUUUAAAGGCUGGAGGAACUGGGGUCUAAUAGCCUGCCAGCAAGUCAGAGGCCCCCUGUGACCCCUGCUAGUGUUACUUUACUAAAAUUGAAUCAGAAAUUCUCUGGGUGUGGAUUGUUGGGAGGCUGGAAGCAAAAAUUUCAAGCAGUAUAAAGAUGAUUUAUGAGCAAAGACCCAUUUGGAUGCUUGACAGUAGCUGCUUUUAGAGAGGAAGAUGGUUCUUGGAGAUAACAUGAUUAGUCUUAAAUGUCUGCUGUCUUUGUGGAAGGACUUUGUAAUGGUGUUCAAGUAGUAGUAUGUAGGAUAGUAUAUGAAGAGUGCAACCUAAAAGAUUGUUCAUUUUAGCAAUUUUGCAAAUUUUAGCAAUUUUGCAAAAACUUGCAAAUGCUUUUGUUUACCUCUAUAUAUGUAUGCAUGAAGAAUAAACUUUAAGCUAAUUUCAGGUACUGAAGGAAAGAUUUUCCCUUGAUCCAACGUGUUACAUGUUUUUCCUGUUUUAAGAUCUAUGCAGCUUGUCCCCUUAAUAAUUUUUUUUUUUGUAAAAUUAGAAAAAAACCCACUCUAAAAAACACCCCCUGCCCCCAUAAAAAGAAUGGCUAAGGAAGUUGGUCAGUGUAGGAGACUGGUAUGAAAACUUACUUGGAGUAUUUUUCCUGCAAAAAAGAUUCCAAACAAACAAGGUAUGGAAAUGAAGUGCAGAUGGGACAUAAUGAAUGAGUAAUUCCGUUCUCUGUAAGGAUAUAGUUAGUGAGGCUGAUAAAAUCAAUGUCCUUCCCCAGGUCCCUGGUUCCUAUCUUGUAUUUCCUUUACCUCAUCAGUCACUCUGUCAAUGGCAUACACCACGUGGCUCAGUCCCACAGUUGUAGCUGAUUGUGGGGCUGUUGAUUCCCCAUGGGAAGAGGGUCCCUUUCCCUCACUCAGGCUACUACUUGAUGGCUUGCAAAAUUGUGCAUAUUGCAUAUCUGCAAGGGUAGAUAAAGCAGUAAUUCUGUGUCUUUUGUCUAUGAUACAAUAUCUUCUAUCUGUGGUACAAAAUAUUUUUUUCUGUUAUUAUUGUUUGCAAGUAGUAUGAAGUACUAAGUGUGUCACCUUAUGAAUCCCUUCCUGUGCUGACACUAGGAGAGAGCCAUUGCGAAAACCAAGGGACAAAGCAAGUUUGUUCCUAAGUAGUAAAAAACAUUUUUGGCAAAUAUUUCUGAUUUUCCAAAACUGUAGGUCUUGCCAUAGUACAAGCAUCAGAUUUUCAGUUCAGUCUGGGUGGCCUUUUCCCACCCUGUGUCUGUGUGGAUCUUUAUGGUUUUGAUACCAGCCCUCCCUCUGGCUGAAUUACAGCCUUCUAUCCAAUUGCACAGCACAUCAUUAUAUAUAUUUUUUUUUUUUUAAUAUGUAAAUACAUUAUAAUACAUUUGAUUUCCAGUGACCAGAUGUAGAUUAGCUUUCCUUCUGUGAUGUAACACAGAUGGGAAAAAAACAAUUUCAAAAUUAACAAGGAUGGUAGAAUCUUAAGACAAAGAGAUGAGAAAUAUCCCAAGGGUUUUCCAGAGUGAUUUUCUAUGGAAUAAGGAAUGCUCUUUCAGGCAUACAGAGCUACAAGGAAAGAAAGCAAACUUGACAUUGACUGGUCAGCUAGUCAAAUUGUAGGUGUUUAGUUUUUUCCUUCUAUUUUGCUUUUUAAAAACACUGGAAUUUCUUUAGUCUGUUUUAGUUUAAAACUGUAAAAAAUUUCUAAAAGUGUCAAAUAAAGUUACCUAAUUUUUGAA